CUAUGACUAAUGUUAAACGAAUAAAUCCCAUUACCUCGAUAAGAAAAGAUAAAAUCCCACAAGAAUAUUCCACAUUCUUGGAUCGAUCUAAAAAUGGCGUCAUACUUGUGUCGUUUGGAAGCAUGUUACCUAACACUAAUAAUACAAUUUAUACCAAAUUAGUUACGGCUUUUAGGAAUACAAAAUAUGAUUUCAUUAUUAAAGGUGAUUUUGUUAAAGGUAAUGAGCGAAUGAUGGUGUCAAAGUGGAUACCUCAAAGAUCUUUAUUGUCGCAUAAAAACAUCAAAUUAUUCAUAACACAUUGUGGAGCAAACGGUAUUGGAGAGGCUAUCAGUAAUGGGGUACCUAUGCUAGGUUUUCCAAUAUUUGCAGAGCAACCUGGGAAUGCCCACAAUAUGGCGGCUAGAGGAUAUGGUCUCUCUAUGGAAUUAUUUACAGCUAAAAGUGACGAAAUAUUAGCUAACAUUAAUGAAGUUAUUAAAAAUUCCUCCUAUAAAUCGAACGUUAACAAAGCUUCGCAGAUUUUAAAGGAACUAAAUGAACGAAAUAAUUCAACAGAAGAAGCUACGUUUUGGAUUGAACACGUGUUGAAAUUCGGUGGAGAUUAUAUGCGAUCAUCCAGUGUCGAUAUGCCGUUAUAUCAGUAUUUGAUACUGGAUGUUCUACUGUUCAUUUUACUCGCUGUUUCCGUAGUUUUAGCUAUUUUGUUUUACUGUUUUAAAAUAUGUUACAGUAGGAUGUGUGGACGCAAGAUGAAAUCAGAAUAAGAUCUUUAAUAUAAACUAAACCUACGAUGCAGCUAGGCCGGGUUUCACAGGAACCCUUUAACAUUUCAACAUCGAGACAACGGAAGAAGUUAUAAAUUAAUGGUUGAUAUUUAUAUGACCGUUUAAAUUGACUGAAAUUACUAAAAUUUCAAAUGUAUAGGUUUUAAAGACAGUUUUGCUCAAAUUGUGUCACUUCGUGUGGCAAUGAAUAAUUUUAAUUAAUUUGGUAUACUCAAUAUUUGUAUAGGGUAACAAAUGUUGAACAUUGUUUUUAAAAAAAAUGUAUUAAUAAUAAUAGACACUUUUACGACCAAAUAAUAUAAAAAGGUAGUGUUUUUUUCUGCUCUGAUUUUUACUCGGUUUCCUGUCUCUUUAUUAUAUGAAAUGCAGUAACAAAAAUAUGUAAUGUUUAA
Patella vulgata (common limpet) is the source of this 1180-nucleotide messenger RNA. RefSeq names its product UDP-glucuronosyltransferase 2B7. The transcript has a single exon. The record is from RefSeq and is a predicted model, not a curated record. The coding region runs from base 3 to 767 and encodes 254 amino acids. Lineage: Eukaryota; Metazoa; Mollusca; Gastropoda; Patellidae. Gene Ontology annotation, molecular function: UDP-glycosyltransferase activity.